This is a messenger RNA of Leptonychotes weddellii (Weddell seal), 2934 nucleotides long. The record is from RefSeq and is a predicted model, not a curated record. NCBI's taxonomy places the organism in Eukaryota, Metazoa, Chordata, Mammalia, Carnivora, Phocidae.
CGGAGCGUCUUCAAGGCCUCUGCUGCUGAAGCCACAGGCCCGCGUCGGGGCCCCGAACUUUAGGAGCCACUGCUGCCCUCGAGAUCGUCUGAAGCGCUCCCCUCCUCCUGCCCCCCGGCUCCUGCCUUGCCCGGCCCCGCCUUCGCCGGACCCUGGCAUGUCAAGGCCUGGCCCGCGCCUGCCUGCCCAGCCCGCGGAACCCCGGCGGCCCCGCGAGCUAGGAUGAGGGGCCAGGCGGCCGCCCCGGGCCCCCUCCGGAUCCUGUGCCCCCCACUGCUGCUGCUGCUGCUGCUGCUGCUGGGGCGCCGGGCGCGGGCGGCCGCAGGGGCGGACACGGGGCCCGGGGCCGAGCCUUGCGCCACGCUGGUGCAGGGCAAGUUCUUCGGCUACUUCUCGGCGGCCGCCGUGUUCCCCGCCAACGCCUCGCGCUGCUCCUGGACCCUGCGCAACCCCGACCCUCGGCGCUACACGCUCUACAUGAAGGUGGCCAAGGCACCCACGCCCUGUGGCGGCCCUGGCCGCGUCCGCACCUACCAGUUCGACUCCUUCCUGGAGUCCACGCGCACCUACCUGGGCGUGGAGAGCUUCGAUGAGGUGCUGCAGCUCUGUGACCCCUCGGCGCCCCUGGCCUUCCUGCAGGCCAGCAAGCAGUUCCUGCAGAUGCUGCGCCAGCAGCCGCCCCUGGACCGAGGCCCCCGGCUGCGGGGGGGGCCCCCGGGCCCCAGCGACGACUUCUCCGUGGAGUACCUGGUCGUGGGCAACCGCAACCCCAGCCGGGCUGCCUGCCAGAUGCUGUGCCGCUGGCUGGACGCCUGUCUGGCGGGCAGCCGGAGCUCCCACCCCUGCGGCAUCAUGCAGACCCCCUGUGCCUGCGUGGGCGGGGACACCGGCGACCCUGCCCCCGGCUCCCUGGCCCCCCGCGGGGACGUCUGCCUGAGGGACGGCGUGGCUGGCGGCCCUGAGAACUGCCUCACCAGCCUGACCCAGGAUCGGGGCGGGGAUGGCGCAGCAGGUGGCUGGAAGCUGUGGUCCCUGUGGGGCGAGUGCACUCGGGACUGCGGGGGAGGCCUACAGACGCGGACGCGCACCUGCCUGCCGGCUCCCGGCACCGAGGGCCGCGGCUGCGAGGGGGUGCUGGAGGAGGGCCGCCUGUGCAACCGCAAGGCCUGCGGCCCGGCCAGUCGCACCAGCUCCCGAAGCCAGUCCUUGCGAUCCACAGAUGCCCGGCGGCGCGAGGAGCCGGGGGAUGAGCUGCAGCAGUUUGGGUUCCCGUCCCCACAGACAGGUGACCCCGCAGCCGAGGAGUGGUCCCCGUGGAGCGUGUGCUCCAGCACCUGCGGCGAGGGCUGGCAGACCCGCACGCGCUUCUGCGUGUCCUCUUCCUACAGCACGCAGUGCAGCGGGCCUCUGCGCGAGCAGCGACUGUGCAACAACUCGGCCGUGUGUCCAGUGCACGGCGCCUGGGACGAGUGGUCGCCUUGGAGCCUCUGCUCCAGCACCUGCGGCCGUGGCUUCCGAGACCGCACGCGCACCUGCAGGCCCCCCCAGUUUGGCGGCAACCCCUGUGAGGGCCCCGAGAAGCAAACUAAGUUUUGCAACAUCGCCCUGUGUCCUGGCCGGGCAGUGGAUGGAAACUGGAACGAGUGGUCAAGCUGGAGCGCGUGCUCCAGCAGCUGCUCCCAGGGCCGGCAGCAGCGCACACGGGAGUGCAACGGGCCUUCCUACGGGGGCGCCGAAUGCCAGGGCCACUGGGUGGAGACUCGAGACUGCUUCCUCCAGCAGUGCCCAGUGGAUGGCAAGUGGCAGGCCUGGGCAUCAUGGGGCGGCUGCAGUGUCACGUGCGGGGGCGGCACACAGCGACGGGCACGCGCCUGCUCCGGCCCGUUCUUCGGGGGGGCAGCCUGCCGGGGCCCGCAGGAUGAGUUUCGGCAGUGUGGCGCCCAGCGGUGUCCUGAGCCCCACGAGAUCUGUGACGAGGACAACUUUGGCACGGUGGUCUGGAAAGAGACUCCAGCAGGAGAGGUGGCUGCCGUCCGGUGUCCCCGCAAUGCCACAGGCCUCAUCCUGCGACGCUGUGAGCUGGACGAGGAGGGCAUCGCCUACUGGGAGCCCCCCACCUACAUCCGUUGUGUCUCCAUCGACUACCGGAACAUCCAGAUGAUGACCCGGGAGCACCUGGCAAAGGCUCAGCGUGGGCUGCCUGGGGAGGGAGUCUCCGAGGUGAUCCAGACGCUGGUGGAGAUCUCCCAGGACGGGACCAGCUACAGUGGGGACCUUCUUUCCACCAUCGAUGUCUUGAGGAAUAUGACGGAGAUCUUCCGGAGGGCGUACUACAGCCCCACCCCUGGGGAUGCGCAGAACUUUGUGCAGAUCAUCAGCAACCUGCUGGCAGAAGAGAACCGGGACAAGUGGGAGGAGGCUCAGCUGAUGGGCCCCAACGCCAAGGAGCUCUUCCGGCUGGUGGAGGACUUUGUAGGCGUCAUCGGCUUCCGCAUGAAGGACCUUCGGGACGCAUACCAGGUCACAGACAACCUGGUCCUUAGCAUCCAUAAGCUCCCGGCCAGUGGAGCCACGGAUAUCAGCUUCCCCAUGAAGGGCUGGCGGGCCACGGGCGACUGGGCCAAGGUGCCAGAGGACAGGGUCACGGUGUCCAAGAGCGUCUUCUCCACGGGGCUGGCAGAGGCUGAUGACUCGUCUGUGUUCGUGGUGGGCACCGUGCUCUACAGAAACCUGGGCAGCUUCCUGGCCCUGCAGAGGAACACGACUGUGCUGAACUCCAAGGUCAUCUCCGUGACUGUGAAGCCCCCGCCCCGCUCCCUGCUCACGCCCUUGGAGAUUGAGUUUGCCCACGUGUACAACGGCACCACCAACCAGACCUGUAUCCUGUGGGACGAGUCAGAUGUGUCAGGGGCUGCCUGAGAGGCCAACGAGGGU